Ochotona princeps (American pika) is the source of this 1779-nucleotide messenger RNA. It is a transcript of the gene FNDC10, whose product is annotated as fibronectin type III domain containing 10. NCBI's taxonomy places the organism in Eukaryota, Metazoa, Chordata, Mammalia, Lagomorpha, Ochotonidae. The record is from RefSeq and is a predicted model, not a curated record. Bases 549 to 1223 code for a protein of 224 amino acids. The transcript has a single exon.
GCGUAGCGGUGCAGCCGCCUCCUCAGGGCUUCCCUGGGGCCCACGCGAGCGGGGCAAUGCAGGAACGGCUCUCCGCAGCAAAGCCCCUCUGUGGUGGGCGGAGACCCUGCGUGGAGUGGGCGUGCCCACCCCAUCAAGCACCAAAAGUUUCUGUCACCGUCCCCGGCCGGCGAGACCCUUCCCAUGCCGGUCCCUAUCGUGGACGCGGGACAGAUCCUGGCAAGGCACCGGGUCCCCCGCUGGCGUAGCACGGGACAUCUGCCGAGCCGUGCAGCGGGGACCCCCGCUCGGGGCCGCUCUUGGGACUCCCUCGCGCGCCCCCACGGCGAGGCAGCGGGGGGUCCCCGCCCACGCGGCGCGCCGCGGCCCGGUGAGGGUUAACGGGGGCGGGGCCGAGCGAGUGCGCGCGGGGCGCGGGGCGGGCCGGAGCGGGCGGCGGCGGAGGGCGCGGUGCGCCGGGCAGCGGCGGCGGCGCGGCCCGCGUGACCCACGCUGCGCCCCGUGCGCUCGCGAGUCCGCGCCCCGCGCCCGGCCGGCCCACCCGCAGGAUGCGCGCCCCGCCGCUGCUGCUGCUGCUGGCUGUCUGCGCGCCGCCGCCUUGCGACGCGGCCGCCCCGACGCCGCCGGGCUGGGAACCGGCCGCAGACGCGCCCUGGUGCCCCUACAAGGUGCUGCCCGAGGGCCCGGAGGCGGGCGGCGGACGCCUGUGCUUCCGCAGCCCCGCGCGCGGCUUCGGCUGCCUGGCGCCGGCCUGCGCGGUGCACGCCUCGGCCGGCGGCUCGCUGCGCGCCAGCGUCCUGCGCAACGGCACGGUGCUGCUGCAGUGGCGCCUGGCACCGGCUGAGGCGCGCCGCGUGCGCGCCUUCGCUCUCAACUGCUCGUGGCGCGGCGCCUACACGCGCUUCCCGUGCGAUCGCGUGCUGCUCGGCGCGUCCUGUCGCGACUACCUGCUGACCGACGUGCACGACAGCGUGCGCUACCGUCUGUGCCUGCAGCCGCUGCCCCUGCGCGCCGCCCCCGCCGCCGCCGCUGUCCCGGAACCCGCCGAGUGCGUGGAGUUCACCGCCGAGCCGGCCGCCAUGCAGGAGAUCGUGGUGGCCAUGACGGCGGUGGGCGGCUCCAUCUGCGUCAUGCUGGUGGUCAUCUGUCUGCUGGUAGCCUACAUCACCGAGAACCUCAUGCGCCCUGCCUUCGGGCGCCCUGGGCUACGCGGGCAGCCGUGAGGUGCCAGGCGGCCCGCCUGCCCGUGCACGCUGCACCUGAGACCCCAAGCCCUCGGCUCGCGCCACCCUUCCCCAUUCCUGCCCCCUCCCCUUAAGAUCCCUGCGGGGAGAGGAGGGGCGACCUCCUCCCUGCACCAGGACCCUAACAGCAUCCAAUGCGCUUCCCAGCUGGCGCCUGUGCCUGCCCCUACUCCGACUGGGGACUGCCUGCUGGGCCUGGACUGCAGGUGCCAGCUCUGCCGCAUGCAGGAGCCCCUCUCCCCUUCUCCAGAGGCCUUUCUUGGGCCAGCCAGGACGCGUGGCCUUUUCCAGCAAGAGCCAUCCCCGCCCCCCCCCCCCCCCGAAAUCAGCGAGUGCCCUGCCCAGCCAUCGCAAGUUGAGUUUGUCUGGGGCCAGGUGGACAUCUGCUUGGUCGCUGUCCUUCCUGCCGGGUUGGGGUCAGUUUGUGCCUUAGUCUCUCAGGCCCCAGCAGAGCUGGCCACUGGCCUGCUGUCCUGGGGGUGUCUGUGGCCCUGAGACUGGCCAGCCUCCCCGGCCACGUCUUCCUGAGCAGGUG